CGUUUCUUCAAUAUGUAGCAACUGCUGCUUCUUCGAAUGCGGUUCACAAAUGGUAACUUCAGGUCCUAGUUAUUGGUAAAUAAAUCUGUCUGACAUCUAAGGAUAAUUUAUAAGUAUUCUUUUUUAUAUACACGAAGACGGAAUUACGCUGUGGACGAUUUUAACGCCGAUGACAGUCAGUUUUGUUGUGGAUACGAUAUUGAGUGAAACUGCAGUAGAGCAUAUUCGGAGUGUUUGGCCAACACGCCUUUGCCCUCUGGUAGUUUGGUGCCUGCAGAAGGGUGUUCAUGUUUGUCCUCCAUCACAUCAGUGAUUCCUUAUGCUUGAUAGAAGCUGCACCAUUUCUCUCACAGGAUGGAAGGUCUGGACUUGAACAGACGUGUGUUUCAACCUCAACGCUAUGUGAUCUACAGUGAUGUGCAGUCUUUUUCCAUUUACAAGAGAACACCUCCUAUUCUACACAUCCAGGCUCUGCACUGUAUGUCUAAAGACUGUUUUUGAGGAAUAAAUAAAAAGGUAGUGGGUGGAGUUACAGGACUUUUCCUUUUCCCCUUUUUAAAGCACAGAUCUAUACUGCUUUUUUGGAAAACAUGGAAAUAUCCUUAUUUUAAACUUUAAGUUAUUGUACCCCCUUACUCUUGGUGUGGGUGGUGGGAUGUCGGAAAAGUUUGGCGACAAAAUGGUGAAGUUUCUGGCUCCCCCUCAAAAGAGUGGAAAUGGCCCUAGUUCGGGUUCAGACUCGAUGGUGAGUGAAAGCCGUCCAACAGAAGUCAGGCGUCGGCAUCACACCAUGGAGCGUGACAGAUGUAACCCUGAACACCGCUUCUUGCGUCGCAGCGUCAUCAGUGACUCUAAUGCUACAGCAUUGGCCCUUCCUUUGCCAAGCAAGAUCCCAAUCCCAGCACCUCAGCGAAUUCAGCCACGUGAAACCACCUCUCAGCGACAAGAGGCUGCUGGUCAUUUCCCUCGAGAUGAACCAAAUUUAUCUCAAAAGGAUAAGUCUGCUGAUGUUGGAAAAGUUGUUGAAGGAAGAGGUGUAGAAAUAGCCAAGGUUGAUGUAGUGCCUUUACAGCAGGUACAAGAUGCCUGUGAUGGAGAGGCAGCAAUAGUAGCCCACUCUACACCAAGCCUUGGAACAGAAUUGCCAAGUCAAACAGAACCUGAAAGUGCUGCUGAGGUAAAGGUACAUCAUGGAGAAGAGGGUGAAGAAGAAGAUAAGGACUCUGCCAAGGCACGAGCUGAGGCAGAACAGAGAGAAGCGGAGAAAAAAGUACAAGAAGACAUAGAAGAAGCAGAGACCAAAGCAGUGGGAACAUCACCAGAUGGGCGUUUUUUAAAGUUUGACAUAGAGAUUGGACGUGGCUCCUUCAAGACCGUCUACAAGGGCUUGGACACUGAGACCACAGUGGAGGUGGCUUGGUGUGAACUGCAGGAUCGCAAGCUGUCAAAGGCAGAGCGACAGCGUUUUAAAGAAGAAGCGGGGAUGCUGAAGGGGCUACAGCAUCCCAACAUUGUCCGCUUUUACGACUCCUGGGAGGGACCCUCCAAAGGCAGGAAGUGCAUUGUACUGGUCACAGAACUCAUGACUUCUGGCACACUUAAAACAUAUCUGAAGCGAUUCAAGGUGAUGAAAAUUAAAGUGCUUCGGAGCUGGUGCAGACAAAUCCUCAAGGGGCUUCACUUCCUUCAUACCCGGGCUCCCCCCAUCAUCCACAGGGACCUUAAGUGUGACAACAUUUUCAUCACAGGCCCAACAGGAUCUGUCAAAAUCGGAGACCUGGGACUGGCUACACUGAAGCGUGCAUCCUUUGCAAAGAGUGUUAUAGGUACCCCUGAGUUCAUGGCCCCUGAGAUGUAUGAGGAGAAGUACGACGAGUCAGUGGAUGUGUAUGCCUUUGGAAUGUGCAUGCUGGAGAUGGCCACCUCAGAGUACCCUUACUCAGAGUGCCAGAAUGCUGCACAGAUCUACCGCAGAGUUACCAGUGGGGUGAAGCCAGGCAGCUUCGACAAGGUGGCCAUCCCUGAAGUGAAGGAAAUCAUCGAGGGAUGUAUCCGCCAGAACAAGGAUGAAAGGUACUCCAUCAAGGACCUGCUGAACCAUGCCUUUUUCCAGGAGGAUACAGGUGUUCGUGUGGAGUUGGCGGAAGAGGACGAUGGAGAGAUGGAAGCUAUUAAGCUGUGGCUUAGAAUUGAGGAUGUAAAGAAACUGAAGGGGAAGUACAAAGACAAUGAAGCUAUCGAGUUUUCUUUUGACCUCCUCAAAGAUGUCCCAGAGGAUGUGGCUCAGGAGAUGGUUGAGUCAGGUUAUGUGUGUGAAGGUGACCACAAGACUAUUGCGAAGGCCAUCAAGGACAGGGUGUCUCUUAUCUGCCGCAAAAGAACACAGCGACAGCAGGUGAGAGAGGAUCAGGAGAAGAGAAGGAUUGAAGAAGAACAGCAAGGUCAGUUAGUGCCAGCACAGCAGCCAGGCCAACAGUCCAGCACAGAGGCCCCUCAGUCACAACCGGUGCUGCAGUCUACUUCAUAUGUGCCACCACAACCAAACCAACACAGCAGUCAGAUGGUUUCCCAACCUCAAUCUCAGCAAAGCCAUCCGAGCACCAAUUACAACACUCCUCAGCCAGCCCAAAUGACUGGUAUGCCACAGGGCUUCUCUUAUGUCCCUCAGUCAACUGGACAUAUCCCAGUACAGGGUCAGAGUGUAGUUGCCGUCCAGCCAGAGUCAGAGGAGCCCGAGGCUGACCAACAGCCACACGCCACAGGAGUCAACCACAUCGCAGACAGACCACCUGCUUCCUCCGUCCCCCCUGAUGCCCAGCCCUCCCAAUCUGGAAUAUCAUUUAGCUCUCCUCCCAGUCAGUCCCAGUUUCAGCCCCAGGUGUCAUGUCCACAGACACAGAAUGACCAAACACAACAGCAGCAGUUGUCAACAGUUCAACCCCAGAUGCAAGUUGUUCAGCCUGAGGUUGUUCCUGUUGCACCCAGCAGCCAGCCUGCUCCAGUUGCACCUCAGCAGUACGGAGUUUACUACCAACCAUCGCUUCCCCCCCAGAUUCCUACCCAGCAAGGGAUGAUACCCCCAUCAUCUCAGUCUUCUCCCCUCCAACAGCAGCAGCCAGAAAGUAGUAUUGGUCUUCAGAGCUCCAGUGUACCACCAGGACAGACUGGGGGUCAGCCACUACAGCCUUGGGCCAAUGAUCCAAGUCCUCCUAUUCUGUCUCCUCCAUUCGACGCAGAGCAACUUUACUUCCUCUAUCAGGCCACGUGCCUCUCUGCUCUGCAGACAUCUGUGAGUGUUCCUCAGUCAACACCAGUGGAGCACCCAGCAGCAUCUUCUGCACAUGGACCACAGUCUGUAGAGAGCUGCCUGUCAGAUGCAGCAUCAGGUCUCAGUGAUGGGAAUGACGGAAAUUCUACGUCAGGGGGCCGACAUGAGGGCCGCUCACUGAAGCGUCACCAGAGACGAUCUGUCCGCAGCCGCUCCCGCCACGAGAAGACUGCGAGGGCCAAGCUGAAUGUUCUCAGUAUCUCUAAUGUGGGAGAUCGAGUUGCAGAGUGCCAGCUGGAAACACACAACAGGAAGAUGGUGACAUUCAGAUUUGACCUUGAUGGUGAUAAUCCAGAGGAGAUAGCACAGAUCAUGGUUCAGAGUGAAUUCAUCCUGGAGAGUGAGCGGGAAUCCUUCAUUGAACAGAUCCGUGAAGUCAUAGAAAUGGCAGACAAGAAAGGAGAGAGCAUGAAAGAAGUCUUUCCUCAGAUGACUGAUCUUCAGCAACAGCCAGAGUUGUCUGUUCCCAUGUUGCCAGGUAUUUCUCCCAGCACUACAGCUCAAGUGGUGCAUUCAGCAGGACGAAGAUUCAUCGUCAGUCCAGUGCCAGAGUCUCGUCUUAAAGAGCAGUUCUUUGGCACUUCCUCUGCUAAUAAUUCUUUUGGAGAUGAACCUGCCCCAGCAGCACCAUUAGGACUGUCUCUGUCUGCACCAUCUGCAACUCUACAGCAGGCUUUCAGUAAAAUGAAGCAGGGUCGUGUAGAGAGAAGCAACACCAUUGACCCCCCUCCUAGUGAGCAAGAACCAGGCCCUGUCACAUCCACGGAGGCUUCCCUUACUCCAAACUCAAAUAAAGUCCUUGUUUCAUCUGAAGUUGGACCUUCUGCUGCUGUAUCCCUCACAUCUACUGUAACGUCCUCACCACCUUCUACAACUGGGAGGGUUUCACCUCCACCUGUAUCAACUCAGUCUCAAACUCAAGUUCCUGCCCCUAAUCUGCCUGCCCAGGUUUCCCAUGAACUAGGCCCCUCUGUGGGCGUCCCUCCCUCAUCCUCCAUUUCUCCUCCAGUCAUGCAGACAUCCAGUCAACUACCCACUGGGUCAGUUUCUUCUGUCGCUGGUGUCUCAUCCAGUACUACUGGCAGUGUUCCCCCUUCAGAGCAGCAGCCUUUUAAUAGCACUGUCUCGUCAUCUCAGCCUAUGAAUUCAUCUAUUCAUGCACCACAGCACACAAACUCUCAAAGUCAGCCAGUACCCAUUUCUACUCAGCCACCUCCUCCAUCUUCAGUGCCCAGUCAGAGCCUCGUUCAGUCACAGCCAGCAGAGAGCGAAGGGGCUGAAGUCCAGACCAAGGCAGCCGGCAGAGAUGACAUCCAAGCUCUGGAUAAAAAACUCCGGUCUCUCUUUAAAGACCAGAGCUCCACCAGCUCCUCAACGUCAGUGGAUCCCAGUCAGAAUACUGGGACCUCUUCACCUCCAACUGGGACUUCUUCCCCUCCCCCUGGACUAGCCCUGGUGCCCCCAUCUAACCUCCCACUCUCCUCUGGGGUGCAGGGGGUUCUGGGUCCCAUAACCACUCCAGGACAGGGAAUUACCCCAGCCGGACAUGCCCAGACGCCUCCAACAAAGCCUAGAGCACAGACUUUACCCACUGGGUUUGAUCAAGCUGCUACUCCUCCUACUGACCUUGUACCACCGUUGCCUGGACCAAAUCAGGCCCAGCAACCACUUAACAACUUGGAUGCCCAGUUGAGGAGAGCCCUGAGUCCAGAGACUGUCCAGGGAGGAAACCAAGUGCAGCCUCCUGCUGCAGGUUUCACACUGGGACGUUUCCAAGUGUCUGUUGCCACUGACAACGCAUCCAGCAGCAUUCCAGAUCCCUCCAGCAUCGUCUCCUCCUCCUCCAUUACGCCGUCCUCAACGUCUUCGUCUUCCUCGUCCUCUUCAUCCUCUUCCCCCUCAAGUCCAGAGAAUACCCUCCACCGUUUAAGUUCUCUGUCCAAAGGAGUCUGUGAACCUGACAUUAUAAAUGGAGCAUCAUCUGUCUCUGCUGGUCCUGCCAGUCAACAAACCACCACUAUCGGGCGCUUCCAAGUGUCCACAAACACCAAUGCAACAGUGGGACCCAGCACUGGCUCGAAAGUGGGCCGUUUUUCAGUCACAGUCACCCCAGCUCCAGCAGUAGGUUCCAGUACGCAGAACGGGCCAUCGUCCUCAACCUCUGACCCUCAUAAAACACAUACACAUUACAGCAGUGACAACGAUGACGACUCAGAGACUGAAGAUGAAGCCUUGCAGAAGGAAAUUAGCCGUCUAAGAGAAAAACACAUGUUGGAGAUUCAGGCCUUGCAGACUCGUCAGAAAGAGGAAAUCGAGGCUCUGUUCACACGUAUGGGAAAACCCCCUCCACCUUCUGUCUUCUCCCCUGCUGUGGCAAUGGCCGGAGGUCGACGUAGGCUCAAGAGUAAGGGCCACAAAUCUGCUCGUAGCAGUGGACAGCCCAGCCCCUCACACCAUGGAUCUCCAGGUCAGAGCCUACUCGGUUCAGAGUUUGUUCCAAAGCAAAGUUCUUCCUCAACAACAGAGUCUUCAGAAAUGGCAGAGGCUUCACAAUCAGUUAGCAACUCAUCAUUACCACAGCUCAGAUCCUCUCCAUCUAUGCCCAUCCUCAGUACUUGCUCCACAGGAACAAGUGGGACAAGCUCCACCGGUGGUUUAGGCCUUUGCCAGAACCACUCAGCGUCCCUGACCCAGGCGGCUGGACACACUGUCCCUGCCUCUCACACCCAGAAGGGCAAGGGCACCUUCACGGAUGACCUCCAUCAACUGGUGGAUAACUGGGCCAGAGAUGCCAUUAGCCUUUCCCAGUGCAAAAGAGGUCCUAAAACUGGAACACAAGCAGCAGCAGCACAUGAUAUUAUUCCUCCAGCAAACAUGGGCCGUAAAUUCUCAGCUCCAGGCUACCUCUGCCCAACACCGUCCAACCCUUCAUGUUCCACAUCAGCUCAACUCCCUAACUCGGCCAAUCCCUCUGUCCCUCUGGGUCCCCGUAAAGGCUCUCUGGGUCCAGUCGCUCAGGGGUUUGGUUAUGCCUCAGCGCCAUACAGUGCUCCUCAGUGGGCAGGACCCACAGGCACAUGCCAGGUCAGCAUGCUUAACCCCACACAGCCUCUAGCACAGUACCAACCACCUACGACGGCCACAGUGGCCCUGCACCAAGGCUACCACAUGGCAACCACAGCAUCCCCACAGAAGUCCGCCAGACCGGGAGGGUCCAACCUGAGGACCACAUAGCCCAGUCCGAGCCCUGGUUUCAGCUGAGACCACACAGGGCAAAGGGAGCAUAACAUCACUGAAUAGAACCACUAGCUCUCUUUGCAGCUUGUUGAUUAACUGGCUAGGUGUUGUGCUUUUUAUUUUUAUUUCUACUUUUAUUUUUCUGUAAUGGGGUUGACCUGUGUGGUUCAGUCCUCUCAGACAGAAAACUGUCUGGCAAUUGGAGGGAGAGUGCAAUAUGCAUCCACAGCAGAAAAGUCUCAUACUUACCUGCCAUUAGCUGUGGAGUGGAACUGUGACGAGUCGGUCAGUUUAGUCUGGUAAUGUAACGACCAAAAGGCAGAACUGACAGCAGCCAAAGAUGUGUUUUGAGAGCAGAUGUUGUAAUGUCAUCAUUCCUUAAAGGUGAAGGUAGGAGGGAUUCUUGAUCACAUGCUGACUUUAAGCCUUGCUGGGAAUGAAGACAGUUGGACUGACAGUGUUUGUAAUCCAAUAGACACAUAGGUUCACAUCAUAUGAAUACCAAACAUUGACCUAGUGAAGCAAUUUGGGAUGGUAGGUUAAGUUUCCGAAGGUAAGGGGAGAGCGCGAGUGAGCAGGGAGUGGGAGAUGGGAGGAGAUUGUGUCUCAGAUGGAGAAGUCGUGUCUGUCUGGUGGAGUUAAAUCUAGUGUGUUAGGAGAAGAGAGAUUUAGUAAGUUAGACAGGAGUGUUGAAUGAACAGGGUCGGAGUACAGAUACAUCUUAGUGGUGACUUAUUGAAGAAAAAUGCAAUAAUAUCAAAGAGAAAGACAGCCUGUCCCUUAUAACUGUGGCCUUAAUUUCGCAAACACAUUUAAACGUAAACUUUGUACAUAAUAUUUCUUCACUGGGUUAUGAUUCCAUAUUUAGCCUAUUUAUGUCCCUGUGAACGUCUGGUGUCAUGUGAUUUGAGUUGUAUAUCAUACAGAUUUAUUAUCAUACUGAGUUAUCUUUCUUGUCAGACACGUAAGCCAGUGGAUCUGCCACGUAAAUAACCCCUGUCCUGGUGUUGACCACCAUUUAGGAGUUUGAAAUCGAAGAGGUGAUGCUGCUGUAGAUCAUACUCUGGUUAGGUCGUUUGCAGGGUGCUUUGUUUUUCUUUUUUUAAGGCAAGAAUGAAAUCUUAAGAAUCCCAGAUUACACACAAACGCACAUGAAGUAGUUCUUUGCCAUGAGACAUGGGCUGUUCAAGGAACGUCUGCUUAUCAUAUCGUACAAAAUAAGGUAGUUGUGGUUUAUUCAAAUGGUUCAGAUGGUGGAAGGGUGUGCUUUUGGACCUGAAGAUGCAUCCGCUCCACUUACCCCAGUUGUUUACACAGGUGUUAGAAGUCAAAUCUGAUUAAAAUAUCUCUGCUUGUAACCUUUAGCUGUCACCUCUCAAAUCACAAGUGUCUGGGGUUCUCUUUCUGUGGUCUGUUUUUGUAUGCAUAUAUUUAAGAAAACAAACAAAAUGUUCUUUAUGGACCUGUAUUCAGCCAUCAGAUUUUGAUGUUGUUUCACUGUAAUUAUUAUUAAAGGUUGUUAAACAACAUGUAGUUUAAGGAAUAUAAAAAGUGCAAUUGCAGGGUUGUUGGUAUUGCUAUCCUACUCACAAUGCAGGAGUGAUCCUGUGAUUUAUUGAGCUCUUCUAUCUAUGACCGCCCUGCCCCCUUUUCUAUUUUAUUGUACAUACAGUAUGUUAAUGUGAGGUAAAUGCUUUUCACAUAAUGUUCAGUCACUAGAGAAUGCUUGUGGUGACCACUCUACAUGCACUCUGAGCUGUAAACAUGAGGAACACUUUAGUGCCUUGCAUCCUCACUAAUGACAAGUUCCAAUUUCAUUUAUUCCUGUAGCUACAACCAUACUGCGGAAAACCACUUAAAAAAAAAAGCAAACCUGUAUACAACAUAAACCCAACAGGUGUCUGGGAGUCAGAGCAUGUAGCGCCCUGAAGCAGCAGACACAACACAGAACUGCAGAACAAAGAGCACACUGCAUACGUAAUGUGGACGCGCUUGUUUUACUUCUCUCUACAGUUACAUUUGUUAGUUGUGUGAUCAGCUGUGUAUUUAUUUCACAUACACACACUGUUUAGCUGGUACUUGUUUUUGUGGAUUUAUCAUUAAACCAUUUCAUAGAAGCACUUGUUUAGGCAGUGAGCGGCCUGUGUAAAGGUUUAAAGGUUGUCACGACUCACGCUGGCUGGAUUUGUUUUUGGGUUUUUUUUCCCAGCACUUCACCCGAGUGCCAUGUCGUCAUUGUGACUCUUUCGCCUGCUCGUAGAUAAACUUCUCUAGAGAAAAAAUAAGUUACUGCAAUGCAGAAUAUGCAAUGUUUAAAGUUUUAUAGGGACUGAGGGGAAUGGAAACAUUUGCAUGCUGAAGAGGGUUGUUACUGACUUCAAUGUUUUUGAUAUUAAUUUUUUUUUUUUUUUAUUCUUUGCCUUCCUGAGAGUCAAAGUGUUAAUUUGUUGAAUUGCCAUUCACCAACAACACAGGCACAACUCCAGUAUCUGACUAUCAGCAUAAGGUUUCUGCAUGCAGCUUCACUGAUGUUUAACCGUACAUAACCGGCCGCUGUACAGCACAAGCUCACACAACGCUACAGACCCACACGCUACUAUACAACUUUCAGUAAAUAUCCUACACAAUCUACUGACACGCAGUAAUAUGUUCAACUGAUUUCUGAUCCCUCCUUACUGACUUCCUGUGAUUCAGUGUCUGUUUUGUGUAUGUUUUUCACAUUGUACAAAAUGUAAAAAACAAAUAAAAAUAUCAUUUAAACUUU
Molecule: messenger RNA, 9329 nt
Organism: Sphaeramia orbicularis (orbiculate cardinalfish)
Lineage: Eukaryota; Metazoa; Chordata; Actinopteri; Kurtiformes; Apogonidae
Product: serine/threonine-protein kinase WNK1-like
Exons: 29
Coding region: 656-6562 (1968 amino acids)
Biological process (GO): protein phosphorylation
Molecular function (GO): protein serine/threonine kinase activity; ATP binding
Source: RefSeq, a predicted model, not a curated record